AACAUUUCAACGCUGAGUCGAACGCACGUCGUUUUUGCCGCGCGCGGACUUGAGGUCCGCUCUUUUGAAAGCGUUUCCCGAAUCCGAUACGAAACUCAAAACUGAACCAGGCGACGCCACACACUCGGACACACACACACGUGGCCCACAGAGACUGCGGUUGUGUGAGUGGGCACUAAAAGUAAUUUCGUGUUUACAAAAAACAAAACCCAGAAGGAGGAAGGCAAAAAUAUACAAAAUAGAAACGAAAAAGUGCAAGUGUGGCAAAAAUAAUAACAGAAUCGUACAAACAUACAUAUUCGAAGCAGUGCUUUGGGAAAAUAUGCAGGUCCCGAAAAUAAAAGUGGACGCGAAAUCUGUAGUGGAAAUACUUUGAACCUGGCAUGCGGCAUUUGUUGCGUGCCACAAACAUUUGUCAAGCAUUUGCUGUUGUUUUUGAAACUGAGAAAACGGUUGCGGUUGCGGUUAAUUAAAGCGCAAAAAGUGGAACACAAGAAGUAAUCAUCAGGCAACCUCAAAAGGCAGCACUAAAAGGGAAGCCCCAAAACAACUUAAUGUCCAAAUGAAAUAAGUGAAAUUUUCACACCGAAAUUAAUAAAGACAUUAGUGCGUGUGGGCGUGGCUCAUUUAGGGCAUUUAACCGAGGCAAAAAUGUGCGCACUGGAUCCCUACAGCCAGCACCAGCUGCCGCACCACCAUAAAACCGAGACCCGCCACCGCCACCACCACGCCUCGCCCCACCAGCACGGGCAGCUGGCGGCGGAGCAACAGGCUCCGGGAACUAGGAAGUCGGCCACGGGACAUGGAGCCGGUCGAAGGACAGCGGCGUCAAAUCUGCAGAUUUGGUAUAUCCUGCAUGUGAUACUCGUCCUAAUCGACAUUAGCAGCUCGCUGACAAUGACCGAAGUGAACAUACCCAAUCACAUAAUGCGCUUGAAGAGCGCCACCCUGGGCUGUCGGUAUGCCCUCAACGGAGAGUCCCUCUACUCGGUGAAGUGGUACAAGGAUGGCCACGAGAUCUACCGCUACGUGCCGAGGGACAAGCCCCCAGGACAGGCGUUCCCUCUGCCAGGAGUCAACAUCGAUCUGCGUAACUCCUCGGACACACAGAUUCUCCUGCGGCGAGUUACGCUCCAGAGUUCCGGACUUUAUCGGUGCGAGGUGUCCGGCGAGGCGCCCGCAUUCAACACCGUUGCCGAAUCGGAGACCAUGACCGUUGUGGUGACUCCCAACCACGGACCGAAAAUUACUGGAGGACAGCCCCGAUACCAAAUUGGAGACACCGUCCGGGUGAACUGCACCUCGUCGCCGUCCAAGCCUGCCUGUCAGCUGAACUGGUUUAUCAACGGGGAGCCAGUGCAGAAGAUGCAUCUGCGGCACUUUGACAAGAUUGUGGUUAAUCGCGAUGGACUGGAGAUGUCCCGACUGGGUUUGGAAUUUCGGGUGCGAGGCUAUCACUUUAAACAUGGCGAUAUGAAGCUAAAAUGCGUGGCCAAGAUCAGUUCCCUGUAUCUGCAGAGCAAUGAGGAGAGCGUGGAGAGCGAUCGUCAGCAGCGGGCACCGGCUCUGGAAUCUCGGGAAACUGUAGCAGCCAAGUCUAGCACGAUUGGCGCCGCUACUUCGAUGGAGUCUUCUCAACUCGUUUCAAUUCUGUCUCCCAUCUUUGUGCUGCUGUUGUUGCACAUCUGGACCGGGCCCAGGAAUAGUUAACUAUCUUGCGAAUAAGAACCACGAAAAAAAUCACUUUAAGCUAAGAGCCGUUUGAAAAAGCAGACAUAUCCUAUGCCAAAAUCUAUGAGACAUAAACCAAAGAGAACACUUUAAAUUCCGACUUUGGUUAAAUUCAAAAAUCAAUCGAUGUGUGUGCGUGUGCAUAAAAGGGGGCGUAUUCCCCAAAUAAAAUAUCAAAAUGGUAACUACUCAACGCGAGCAUUUAAGCAGAGGCUAAGAAUUGUACAUAUUUAUCCGUAAUCCUAGGAAAUUAUUACUAGUGUUAAGCAUACCGUUGAUUAGGCAAAACAUUCGUUGAUCUUUUGUGAUAUUUUCUGUAUUUUGAAGCAAAGGGAAAGUAAAAAGUAGACACCAUCUGGAUCUUGUUUCGUUGGCCCCCCACUUGUCCAUUCAUUUUAAAUAAACCCCAACUUCCGGUCAUAUCAAAAAGAGUAUAAGCAUUUCGAUUUCGAUUGUAUAAAUACAUAUUAGCUCUUCGACUUAAAUAUGAAAGAAUCUAAGCCUAAUCCAAGCAAACGUUGCUUAACUCUAUAGUAUUGCUAAGCUAAGAACCUAAGUGUACGAAAGUUGUAAAGACUCGAGGAAAUCUUAACCGAAGAAGGACGUUAGUAAAAUAAUAAUGACAAAAUAUCAUUCACAUUGUAAGCUAUGCUAGGUUAAGGCAUUAAACUAACUUUAAAUUCGCAUUUCAAAAAUUCCUCAAAGAGAAAGAUCGCAUGUAAGGUUAUUCGACUAGAAAAAUGUAAAUACUCAAAAAUAAAGCCAAGGUUUACAUAAGUUAAAAACUUUGAAUUUUGGCCAAUGUCUCGAUGUGAAGGAUAAAUACUUAAUGUGUGUAUGGGAUAAUACUCAAAGCCCAGUCGAUUAAUGCCAAGCUCCGAGAAUAUUGAUGAGAAACAAUUAAUUAGCAUAACCUCCGAAAAAUACUUUACAAAAUGUAGUUGACUUUUUCAAUUCCCUCAGUUACAAUUUGAGUUCAAACAAUUACACAAAGAAACUUAAAAAGUUAAAAAAAAAUAUUUAAAGCAUGAAAGGUUACGAGGAGGUGAUCUUCACCGACCAGCUGUUGCACCACCGAUGUGUGGGCCAACAGAUCCAGGCAACUCGAGAAGCCUGGGAAAGAAACUGUGCGUGGUUUCCAGUUGCUCAAAGGAAAAUGUAUGCCAGGUACCCGGAGAUCUAUGAAGAGUGUUUGGAAAAGUACGGCAACGAUCACUUUGAGUACUAUGCGAACCGGAUUCGGAUGAGAGGCCAGUACCGGGUCAAAACCAAAUCGUACUUGGAGCGACAGCUUAAGGAAUCGGAGAUAUCGAUGGACCACAUAAAAGACUACGUGGUUUCCCCUACGACGAACGGGGAAUACGGCAGUAUCCUGCCUAUGAAGCUCUUCUAUUGCUUAUAGACCUUUAUGUGGUCUAUCGGUAGCUUCGAAUCCUUUCACUGUCGAAUCAAACUGCAACUUCAUGCAAUAAAUCCAGGUUCUCCUGGGGUAUUCAGUA
Drosophila ananassae is the source of this 3230-nucleotide messenger RNA. RefSeq lists its product as uncharacterized. The transcript has 7 exons. The record is from RefSeq and is a predicted model, not a curated record. Lineage: Eukaryota; Metazoa; Arthropoda; Insecta; Diptera; Drosophilidae. The coding region runs from base 652 to 1710 and encodes 352 amino acids.